Molecule: messenger RNA, 2480 nt
Organism: Phyllopteryx taeniolatus (common seadragon)
Lineage: Eukaryota; Metazoa; Chordata; Actinopteri; Syngnathiformes; Syngnathidae
Gene: khdc4
Product: KH domain containing 4, pre-mRNA splicing factor
Exons: 13
Coding region: 129-1670 (513 amino acids)
Cellular component (GO): nucleus
Molecular function (GO): RNA binding
Source: RefSeq, a predicted model, not a curated record
CCAACCGGAGACGGAAGUAUCUGCUUGCUUAGCUUAGCCCCGUAAGCUAGUAUCAUAGGUGGGCUAAAUAUAGGCAAAGAGGCUCCCUGCGUGUAUUUUCACAAAGCGAAAGACUUUUUAGGACAUAUAUGUCAUUUGGUGGAGGUCAAAAUGGCGGCCGCCGCGCUAGCAAGUGGGACCAGCCGGGUCCCAGCACUGGAGGCCCGGGGGAGGCUGAGGCUGCACCCACGGGGGCUCUGGACGCCGCCGCCGCGGUGGCUGCCAAGAUUAAUGCCAUGCUGGUGUCCAAGGGCAAACUCAAGCCCUCGCAGAUAGGCACAUCGGGACCCAUUGAGAAGGCUAUGGGCAUCGGGAAGCCUCAGGUGCCAGCCAAGGCUAAAGACGACCUAGUGGUGGCGGAGGUCGAGAUCAAUGACGUCCCGAUCACAUGCCGGAAUCUCUUGACGCGAGGGCAGACGCAGGAUGAGAUCAGUAAAGUGAGCAGUGCUGCCGUGUCCACCAGAGGACGCUACAUGACUGCAGAGGAGAAAGGCAAAGCGCCACCGGGGGAUCGUCCUCUUUAUCUGCACGUUCAAGGACAGACGCGGGAGCUUGUGGACCGAGCUGUAAACAAGAUCAAGGAAAUCAUCACCAAUGGGGUUGUGAAAGCUGCCACCGCCUCGUCAGUGUCCUCGUCCUUUUCCUCCGCCACCGCACCCACAGUGACAGUUUAUCAGCAAGCACCUCCAUCCUCGCUGCCACCAAUGAUGCACCACAAACCGCACUUCCAGUCUGGAAUGCACUACGUUCAAGAUAAGAUCUUUGUGGGCCUGGAGCACGCCAUCCUGGGCUUUGUGGUCAAAGAGCGGGUGGAGGGUCCCGGCUGUUCGUACCUGCAGCACAUCCAGGGUGAGACUGGAGCCAAAGUCUUCCUCAGAGGAAAAGGCUCAGGCUGUCUGGAGCCUACGUCUGGAAGAGAGGCCUUUGAGCCCAUGUACAUCUACAUCAGCCAUCCCAAACCAGAAGGUCUUGCAGCAGCGAAAACAUUGUGUCAAAACCUGCUACAGACUGUCCAUGCAGAGUAUUCUCGCUUUCUCACUCAAAUGAACUCAGUGAUGCCAUCACAACAAGGCUUUGCACCGCCGCCAGUGGUGAACGGGAUGCCCCCGCAACCCACAUACUACCCCCCAGCUGACUUCCAGCCCGGCUACCCCAUGCCAGUGCCCCCACCACAGCAUCAUCCCCCACCUAUGGCCUUCUCUGUGCCACCUCCCAUGCUUCCACCUGCGCCACCCAAAGUUUCCCUGCCUCAGUUCCCACCUGCUCCACUGCCGCCUCCACCGCCUCCGAAUCUGGCUCCGCCUCUUUGUCCAGCGCCUCCUGUUAAUGCUCCUCUUCCGGCACCUCUUCCGCCACCCGUCCUUCCUCCUGCUCCAGCUUCUGUGGUUCAGAUGGUUCCCCCCAUGUCCUAUGUUCCUUCGGCUGUGGCGCCACCCAAAGCUGCGCCUCCUCCAUCAAUGUCGGCCAAUCCGGCGCAGAAAAGACGUUUCACAGAGGAAGUGCCCGAUGAGUAUGACAGUGGUCUCCUUGGCUAUCAGGUGCAGGCUACUCCGCUGGCAGCCCCGAGACUGCAGGACCCCCAACGUCGAUUUCCUCCGACCUUCCGAGUGAGAGGGACGGUAGGCAGCUAAUGCCUCCACCACUGUUGCCCGUAAAUGGCGUGAGACCCAAGAUGGAGGAGAGGCGGCAACCACAAGGCCCUGUGGGUAAGUCUAUUAUGUCACAUUGACAAAUCCUGUGUCCAAAUCCACCGUCAGGAAAAGUGGAAUUUUUCCACCCAGGAAUCUACGUAGACUUAAACUAAAAUGUCUCCAGUGGAUCCGCUGACGCAAACAAAGAGUUGAUGCUUUUGAUGACUCUUCCAGGAUUCUGCCGCCGUGACUUAAAAACCUCCUAGUAGUUCAAGUGGAACCAUUUAUCCAGUUUCUUGUCCCGUUCUGAUGACAUCAUCAGUAUGCAGCGUGGGCCUCCCUCACUAACGAGAGUCUCUCCUGUUUUUGUGUUUUCUCUUUUUUCUCUUGUUUUUCCUCUCUUCCAUGUCAUCUCUGGGGGUGGGGGUUGAUGACGACUUGUCACGUGACGCCGUCCUGCUGCUCCAUUGGACGCCCCCCACCGACCAAUGGCGGCUCUGGGAUGGCCCUACCAUCCUCCGCUGAACUAAUCUGUUUCUAACAAUUUGGAUUGUGUUGAAUUGUUGCUGCCAUUUUUUUUUUGUUGUUGCUGUUUUUUUUCUUGUCUUCCCCCCACCCCACCCCAACACCCUCCCAAAUGUGUGUCCUCCCCCUUCCUUCUAGCAGAGCCUGCAGGGAAAAGGCUAAAAACAGGCUUGGUAGCGUACGCUGGCGACUCGUCUGACGAGGAGGAAGACCACCCGAGCGCCAAAGCCUCAGGUAACCCCGGGGGCUCCCCUUCUACCUCCUUAGACUGGAUACAGGGGUACC